This is a messenger RNA of Rhagoletis zephyria (snowberry fruit fly), 658 nucleotides long. RefSeq names its product serine/threonine-protein kinase S6KL-like. Gene Ontology annotation, biological process: protein phosphorylation. Gene Ontology annotation, molecular function: ATP binding; protein kinase activity. The record is from RefSeq and is a predicted model, not a curated record. NCBI's taxonomy places the organism in Eukaryota, Metazoa, Arthropoda, Insecta, Diptera, Tephritidae.
AGAUAAUCAGAGCAUCAUGAUGGCUUCCGCUUGGAGUUUCGGUAGCCUAAGUGGUCGUCUAAAUUGGAGCUUUUCUGGUGGUGCUAAUAGAAGUUCAUUCCACAAUCGCAAUAAGUCAACCAGAAAAAGUUUAACUUCAGCUCAGCAGCGGCGAUCCAAAACUCAAUGGCACACGCCGCUCACCAAUGCCAUAUUCAGUUCACACUUUAAGGAGGCCAGUCGCAACGAACAAUUCCACAUUGUACAUCUCGUGGCUAAGGGUGCGUUCGGUGUUGUCUUCAAAGUAAUUAAUAAACACUACGCACAAGAAUUGCAAAACCAGCAGUCACCAGCAGCAGCGGUGCAAAAGCAGGCAGGCGGCAGAUCACCAACGCCCCUACAUCCUGCACCCUUUUAUGCGCUUAAAGUGUUGAAAAAGUCUAGAAUAAUUGAGGAAAAUGGCGUGCAGCAAUUAAAAGACGAAGCGGAUAUCCAGAAGUUGUGUGGCCAUCACCCUUUUAUUGUGCAACAAGUGGAUGCGUGGCAAAAUCGCCGUAAUUUGCAUAUACGUAAGAAAAUUUUAAAAUUCGAAGUUUGGAAUUAUUAUUUUUGGUCUCUUCAAUCUUCAAACACCGAGUUUUUCAUAAUAGGGGUAUUCAUCUAAACACGUAAAUGCCUC